AUCGGCAUUGGGUUCUGCACCGAGGAGGUGCUGCUGGCGCGACUUCCGGGCUGGGACUCACACUCGUACGGCUAUCACGGCGAUGACGGGCACGCCUUCGCGGGCAGUGGCACGGGGCGGCCGUACGGCCCACCCUUCACAUCAGGGGACGUUGUGGGGGCGCUGUACAAUAAGGCGGAUCGCUCUAUUACGUACUACAAGAAUGGCGAAUCGCUUGGAGUGGCGUUCAGGGACAUCCAUGAGACGUCACCGCUGUAUCCUUGCGUGGGGCUACGCACGAGGGGUGAGGAGGUGGUUGCCAACUUUGGC
Messenger RNA from Volvox carteri f. nagariensis, 309 nucleotides. RefSeq lists its product as uncharacterized. The annotation marks the transcript as partial. The record is from RefSeq and is a predicted model, not a curated record. Lineage: Eukaryota; Viridiplantae; Chlorophyta; Chlorophyceae; Chlamydomonadales; Volvocaceae. Gene Ontology annotation, molecular function: protein binding. The transcript is spliced from 3 exons.